Messenger RNA from Daphnia pulicaria, 595 nucleotides. Its product is annotated as histone-lysine N-methyltransferase, H3 lysine-9 specific SUVH6-like. The record is from RefSeq and is a predicted model, not a curated record. Gene Ontology annotation, biological process: protein ubiquitination; negative regulation of gene expression via chromosomal CpG island methylation. The transcript is spliced from 3 exons. Gene Ontology annotation, molecular function: ubiquitin protein ligase activity. Bases 100 to 426 code for a protein of 108 amino acids. NCBI's taxonomy places the organism in Eukaryota, Metazoa, Arthropoda, Branchiopoda, Diplostraca, Daphniidae.
CCUUUCUCUUGAAUGAUUCAAGUUUUAUAGUGGCAAACUGCCGAAUACUUAGUGUCAGUAAAUAACUUGUUUUGUUUUACUUUGUCGAGGUGAAUUUUGAUGCCAGAAAUUCCCACACCAAAUGCACAUAAUCCGAUUAAAGUUGCCAUUAAAUCGGAUGCAAUACGGCCGCAAUACGGAUACAGAUACGAUGGUCUAGUAUACACUGUUGAAAAAUAUUGGCAAUGCGUAGGGAAAUCUGGGUUUAAAGUUUACAAAUUUGCUUUGAGAAGGUGCCCCGAUCAACCCCCACCACCCUGGGUCUCUGGUGUCGUAUCUUACGCUAAUGUCGCGAGUUCGGCCGAAGAAGAUGGUGAAGACAUGGACGAUGACGAUGCCGACGAACAGAAACCUACCGUCCUUAAAGUGAAAUUAUUUAACAAGUGAAUGUCGCUCAUAUUCAACCUUCUUUUAAUAAAAGUUUAGUAUAUUUAUGUGAUGCGGCAGUAAGUUUAUUCCUGUUUGACUGCGUAUUUUUAUCCUGGAGUGGUCACUUUAAAACGUGUAUUAACGAAUGAUGGCAGAUUGUGAAAUAUAAAAAUUGCAUCUUUUUUUU